Messenger RNA from Hippocampus zosterae (dwarf seahorse), 1417 nucleotides. RefSeq names its product interleukin-1 receptor-associated kinase 1 binding protein 1 (gene irak1bp1). The record is from RefSeq and is a predicted model, not a curated record. Gene Ontology annotation, biological process: immune response; canonical NF-kappaB signal transduction. Lineage: Eukaryota; Metazoa; Chordata; Actinopteri; Syngnathiformes; Syngnathidae. The transcript has 4 exons. Bases 61 to 846 code for a protein of 261 amino acids.
UCAUGCAGUUCACCUCAUUGCCAUGGUAGCAGGAAGCCAGCCUGACGAUUAGCGAUAGUAAUGGACAACAGAAUUCGACUACUCCCCGGUGGGACACAGCCUACGUCCACUGGUAGCCCCUUUGCCGUCAUUGAAGCCGAGCAAGGGGUUGCGGAGACGCUGGCAGGGAAAAGACAGAGCCCCGCAGGGAGUCAGGCGAGGGAGCUACAGGUGACCGGGACGGCCGAGGUUAGCUACCCGGCUGACAGAGCGUCGGUCCGGCUCAGCGUGGGCAACAGCAAGGCGACGGUCAACGAGGUCACCAGCAGCGUGUCACGACGGUUGGAAUACAUUUUGCAAGCUGUCAGACAACAUGGAGUCAGAGAAGACGACAUCACUGUGAGGAAAUUCCUCCACCGGGAUGAAGAGGUCUAUCACAUGAAUGCAGAGGUGACUGUCACCUUCUCUGAUUUUGAGAAAAUGGAGCAGUCCUGCAGCGUCCUGCUGGAGAAACUGGACAGGAGCGUCUCAGUUGGACUACCUCGAUUUUUCCACAGCGCAGAAUGCCUGAACCAUAUCAGGCAGAGUGCAUGUGUCUCUGCGGUGGAGAAUGCCCAGCAGAAGGCCAGCAGAGUCAGCCAGCUACUGGGGCAAAGCCUGGGGGCGCCCACCCUGGUGCGAGAGGAGGAGAUGCGAGAGUGGAGGACCCAGGAUGAGGGUGAGGACGAAGAAGGGGGAGGAGGAAGGCAGGGCCAAGAGGCCGCCUCCACCCAGGCCGCCUCUCUUCCCCGCAUACCAAGCGCCACCGCCUUCUCGCGGGUGUCUGUCUACUUCCGGAUGCGUGAUGGAAAUAGGAAAAAAUACUAAGUACUGGCGCAUAAGAAAUGUGUUUGUAUGGAUUGAUUUGUACAGAUGAGGGAGUAACAAUUUCAGGUGUCGUAUUGGGCGAGACUGAUCUUUUUGGUAUCAGGUACUCGUGGAAGCUGCUGAUACCUGCCUGUAUUUAAGGCUAAAAUAUCUGACUUAAUUUCUUCUUGUCAGUAAAGAAAGAAUGGUAUUUUUGUGAGUCUGUGAACUGAAAAAUAACCGGCAAUAAAAUCCCAGUGGCCUCCACGUGGCCAAGAAGAGGCAGUGCAAUGAAUGGAAUUGAAGCAUUAAAUUAUGAUGCACAAACCGCUACAUUUUUUUACAUUAUGUUUAAUUAUUUUGUUACACAAUAUUACCGACUGUAGUUUUCCUCAUUAAAAAUACAUCGCAAAAAAAUACCAUUUUUUUUCUCUUGGGCAUUUUUGGGAAGCCCAUAACAGCAAUGAAUGGCAUUCCAUUCAUUUCAGUGGGGAAAGAUAAUUUGAGAUUUCAUUAUUCUCAAGGCACCCCUCGAUAAAGGUCGAGGGCGGGGGAGCCCGAAACGUAUCCCUUAUAAUAAACAGGGUUUCCC